Molecule: messenger RNA, 555 nt
Organism: Formica exsecta
Lineage: Eukaryota; Metazoa; Arthropoda; Insecta; Hymenoptera; Formicidae
Exons: 1
Coding region: 1-555 (184 amino acids)
Molecular function (GO): nucleic acid binding
Source: RefSeq, a predicted model, not a curated record
AUGCAUUAUUGGUUCAUUGAAAAUCCGAAAUGGCUUCAACAAGUGGUACACCAGCGUCCAUGGAAUGUAAAUGUAUGGUGUGGAAUUCUCGGGGACCAGAUCAUUGGACCAUUUUUCAUUGAUGGUAUUUUGAAUGGUGAAAAGUAUGCGAAUUUUUUGACUGAGGAAUUACCUCACCUAUUGGAAGGAAUACCAUUAGCUCAAAGGAUUGAGAUGUGGUAUCAGCAUGAUGGAUGUCCGGCUCACAAUGCAAGAGUAGCCCGUGGAAUAUUGGAUGAAAAGUUUCCUCGACGUUGGAUUGGGCGAGGUGCAAACGUUGUAUGGCCUCCACAUUCACCUAAUCUGACUCCAUUGGUUUUUUUGUUAUGGGGAUUACUUAAGGACAUCAUUUAUGAACAUGUUCCAACAACGCCCGAAGAUAUGAGGAUGCGUAUUAGAACUGCAUGUUCUAAUAUCAGUCAGGAAACAAUAAGGAGGACAAGAGAAUCAUUUAUUGGCCGUAUACAAAAAUGUAUUGAAGUUGAUGGACAUCAUUUUGAGCAUUUGUUGAAAUAA